Balearica regulorum gibbericeps (East African grey crowned-crane) is the source of this 2896-nucleotide messenger RNA. The record is from RefSeq and is a predicted model, not a curated record. NCBI's taxonomy places the organism in Eukaryota, Metazoa, Chordata, Aves, Gruiformes, Gruidae.
AUUUAUUUCAAAAGUAGAAGAAGUAUUGAAUGACUGGAAACUUAUUGGGAUUUCUUCAGGCAAACCUCUACAAAAGGGUGUAUACACCACGGGAGCAUGGGAAGAGAAAUCAGAUGAAAUUUCAUUUGCAGACUUCAAAUUCUCAAUUACCCAUCAUUAUCUUGUACAGGAACCCAGUGACAAAGAUGGGAAAGAAGAACUGGUAGAAGAUGCCCUUCCUCUGCCUGUGCAGGACUUGCUGUGCAUGAACAAUGACUUUCCUCCUAGAGCUCACUGUCUGGUAAGAUGGUAUGGCUUACGUGAGUUUGUGGUCAUUGCUCCAGCUGCAAAUAAUGAUGCAGUUCUUAGUGAAUCCAAAUGUAACCUCUUGCUGAGUUCCAUUUCCAUUGCAUUGGGGAACACUGGCUGUCAGGUACCACUAUUUGUGCAAAUACAUCAUAAAUGGCGACGAAUGUAUGUUGGAGAAUGUCAGGGUCCAGGAGUUCGAACUGACUUCGAAAUGGUUCAUCUUCGCAAAGUGCCAAAUCAGUACACUCACUUGUCAGGAUUACUGGAUAUCUUCAAAUCCAAGAUUGGAUGCCCUUUAACACCACUGCCUCCGGUUAGCAUGGCUAUUCGACUUACAUAUGUGCUUCAAGACUGGCAGCAGUAUUUCUGGCCGCAGCAGCCACCAGAUAUAGAUGCUCUAGUUGGGGGAGAAGUUGGAGGCCUCGAAUUUGGGAAGUUACCAUUUGGUGCCUGUGAGGAUCCUAUUAGCGAGCUUCAUUUAGCUACCACAUGGCCUCACCUAACAGAAGGUAUAAUUGUUGACAAUGAUGUUUAUUCUGAUCUGGAUCCUCUUCAAGCACCCCAGUGGUCUGUGAGAGUCAGAAAAGCAGAUAACCCUCAGUGUCUGUUAGGUGACUUUCUUACUGAAUUCUUCAAGCUUUGCCGUCGGAAGGAGUCAACUGAUGAGAUACUUGGAAGGUCUGCAUUUGAAGAGGAAGGAAAAGAGGUUGCUGAUAUUACCCAUGCUUUGUCAAAGCUCACAGAGCCAGCACCAGUCCCAAUUCAUAAAUUAUCAGUCACAAAUAUGGUUCACAGUGCAAAGAAAAAAAUUCGCAAACACAGAGGUGUAGAUGAAUCACCUUUAAACAAUGAAGUUCUGAACACUAUUCUUCUGUUCUUAUUUCCUGAUGCUGCUGACAAACUCGCAGAUGGAUUCGAAAGCAGAACUAGCACUUCAGAAGGAAACAAUCCUCCUCCAGAGAAUGAAGAUUAUAAUCUCUUCAGUCAGUUUAAAUCUGCUCCUUCUGAUAGUCUGACGUACAAACUAGCUUUAUGUCUUUGUAUGAUAAACUUCUACCAUGGAGGAGUAAAAGGAGUGGCACAUCUUUGGCAAGAAUUUGUGUUAGAAAUGCGCUACAGAUGGGAGAACAACUACCUUAUUCCAGGAUUAGCUAAUGGCCCUCCAGAUCUGAGAUGCUGUUUACUGCAUCAGAAACUUCAGAUGUUAAAUUGUUGCAUAGAAAGAAAGAAAGCAAGAGAUGAGGGGAAAAGGGGGACCAUGUCUGAUCGUUCACCUGGUGAUACUGGAAAAGGAGCAGACCACUCUGGAGAGAACCCUGAUAAGGAAAAAGAAGUUGGCAAGUCUUGGGAAUCGUGGAGUGACAGCGAAGAGGAGUUUUUUGAAUGUCUGAGUGAUACAGAAGAUCUUAAAGGAAAUGGGCAGGAAAAUGGAAAGAAAGGAGGAGCAAAAGAAGGCAACAAAGAGCCUGUAAACUUAAAACCAGAAGGUCGUCUGCACCCGCACGGAAAGCUGACGCUGCUGCAUCCAGGAGAGCCUCUCUACAUUCCAAUAACACAGGAACCAGCACCCAUGACUGAAGAUUUGCUGGAAGAACAGUCCGAGGUCCUGGCAAAACUCGGGACGUCAGCAGAAGGUGCUCAUCUUCGGGCACGCAUGCAGAGUGCCUGCUUGCUCUCAGAUAUGGAGUCUUUUAAGGCAGCUAAUCCUGGCUGUUGCCUGGAGGAUUUUGUGAGGUGGUACUCCCCUCGGGAUUACAUCGAAGAGGAAGUGGUCGAUGAAAAGGGGAAUGUAGUAAUUAAGGGCGAGCUGAGUGCCCGAAUGAAGAUUCCUAGCAACAUGUGGGUAGAGGCCUGGGAGACAGCAAAACCAGUCCCAGCCCGGAGGCAGAAGAGACUCUUCGAUGACACUAGAGAGGCAGAGAAGGUGCUUCAUUACCUUGCAGUUCAGAAACCAGCUGACCUUGCAAGGCAUCUCUUGCCUUGCAUCAUCCAUGCAGCUGUACUCAAGGUAAAGGAAGAAGAAGCACUAGAAGAUAUAUCUUCAGUCAAGAAGAUUAUUAAGCAGAUAAUAUCCCAUUCCAGUAAAGUUCUACGGUUCCCCAAUCCAGAGGACAAGAAGUUGGAAGAAAUCAUUGCUCAGAUUAUGAGCGUGGAAGCUAUCAUUGCCAGGGCCAGGUCUCUGAAAGCAAAAUUUGGGGUUGAGAAAUGUGAAAAUGAGGAGGAGAAAGAAGAUCUACAAAGAUUUGUGAACUGUCUCCUGGAGCAGCCAGAAGUGUCAGUUAUUGGUGCAGGAAGAGGACCUGCUGGUAGCAUUAUUCACAAGCUGUUCGUGAAUGCUCAGAGGCUGACUGAAUCUUCUGAUGAGGUUUCUGCAGCACCUCCAAUUGAUGAAGAACUGAGGAGAUCAGGUUCAUCAGAGGAGAGAAGACUCAACGUGGGGGCUGUUUCAGAUUUCCCACCGCCCACGGGUCGUGAGGUGAUUUUGCGCACAACCGUCCCCCGCCCCGCACCUUACUCCAAGCCAUUGCCCCAGCGCAUGUACAGCGUGCUGACGAAGGAAGAUUUUCGACUUGCAGGUGCCUUUUCAGCAGAUACAACGUUCUUCUGA